CGUUCUUGUCAGUGGUGGUGGGUGUUGCUUUUCGAUUCGCACUCCCUUAGUUUCUUCUUUCUUGUUCUCUCUCUGAAAAUGGAUCGCAAAAGCGUGUUUACUGUGGCAUUAAUGUGCGUUAUCGUCGCUAGUGUCGGUGGCCAAGCUCCGACGUCGGCUCCUACUGCUACUCCGGUGACUCCGGCAGCCCCUGUGGCUACUCCGGUAACUCCUGCAGCGCCCGUGACCGCACCAGCUAAGGCUCCUGCAAAACCUAAAUCGCCUGCUCCAGUAUCUUCACCACCCGCUGCUUCUCCGUCUAAACAGACUGUGCCAGCUCCGGUUCAGACUCCAUUGGCUACGCCACCACCUGCCGUCACUCCGGUUAGCUCACCACCUGCUGUCACUCCGGUCAGCUCACCACCUGCUGUCACUCCGGUUAGCUCUCCACCUGCUCCAGUUCCAGUGAGCUCUCCACCAGCUAAAUCUCCUGCCAAAUCUCCUCCAGCACCUGCGCCAGUGACUUCACCAACAAGUUCUCCUCCGGAAAACGCUCCUCCUGCUCCAGUGGUUUCACCAACGGCAGAGGUUCCUGCGCCGACUACCAGCAAGAAGAAGCCUAAGAAGCACAUUGCUCCAGCUCCUGGUCCUGACUUGUCGAGCCCACCUGCUCCGCCAACUGAGGCACCUGGACCGAGCGCUGAAGCCAACUCACCUGGACCCUCUGUGGCUGAUGAGAGCGGAGCAGAGACGAUAAAGAGCCUGCAGAAGAUGGUUGGAGGGCUGGCAGUGGGAUGGGCAAUCUGCACUUUGGUCUUCUAGAGAGAGAAGUUUAUCAUGUGACACUGCAGCUGCUGCUGCUUCCCCUGUUAUAUUAUUUUAAUUGUUUGCCCCCAUUUUCUCUUAUUUAUUACGGGACACACAUUUGAUAUAUUUUUUAUUUUAUUUUACCAUUGUUUGGUUAAAUUAUUAUUGUCAUCGUAGUGGCCACUGGUUUUGGUGAUUUCUGCCUGGGGAUUACCACAUUUGCUUUUGUAUUCAGUAUUCUUUGAGAGAGAUUUGUGGGGGAAACUCUGUAUUUUUGAAGUUCUCUAUUCACCGUCAUUUUGGAUCCUUCCAAUAGGACCCUUCUCUUUC
Messenger RNA from Hevea brasiliensis (rubber tree), 1116 nucleotides. Its product is annotated as lysine-rich arabinogalactan protein 18. The coding region runs from base 79 to 801 and encodes 240 amino acids. The transcript has 2 exons. Gene Ontology annotation, cellular component: plasma membrane. Lineage: Eukaryota; Viridiplantae; Streptophyta; Magnoliopsida; Malpighiales; Euphorbiaceae. The record is from RefSeq and is a predicted model, not a curated record.